Molecule: messenger RNA, 5438 nt
Organism: Acanthopagrus latus (yellowfin seabream)
Lineage: Eukaryota; Metazoa; Chordata; Actinopteri; Spariformes; Sparidae
Gene: sytl5
Product: synaptotagmin-like 5
Exons: 18
Coding region: 339-2591 (750 amino acids)
Biological process (GO): exocytosis; intracellular protein transport
Cellular component (GO): plasma membrane; exocytic vesicle
Molecular function (GO): phospholipid binding; small GTPase binding; neurexin family protein binding
Source: RefSeq, a predicted model, not a curated record
CACCCUGGCUCUGGAUGUGUGCCUUCAGACGGUGCCUAGACGCACCGACGCGCUCACCGGCGGUCCCUGGUCUCCGGACGGACUCCCAGUCCAUCGUGCUCCCCGCCGGCUCCUCACCGCGGCGCAGCCCGCAGGCUUCCUGAGAGCGGUCACAUCACACCAGCUUCCCCAGGAAACAGAUGAUUAGAGGAGGAAACACCGGAGGGAAGUUCAUGCCAGUGCUUAAAGAACAACAACCAAACCGUUAGCAGAACUUCACAGACUGAAGAGAAGUGCGCAGCAUAAUGUAGUUCUUUGCUUGGCUGAAUUCGUUGGCCGAGCGCAGACCGAGAGGACCGAUGGAGCAGGUCGGGGAGGAUCUGAACCUCUCCUUUCUGCUGGAACAUGAACGAGAGAUGAUCCUGAAGGUGCUGCAGAAGGACGAGAAAUUGAGGAAACGAGAGGAGAAGAGGAUACGGAAGCUGAAGAAUGAGCUGCUGGAGAUCAAACGAAAAGGUUCCCACCGGCCCCACGACCUGGGGGAGCGACAGUGCGCCCGCUGCCUGAAAGCGCUGGGCCUCAUCUUCGACCGCGGAGAUCUCUGCGAGGAGUGUCAGCUGCGCGUCUGCAACGACUGCCGGGUCAGACCUCCCAACACGCGCCAGUGGAGGUGCAACGUUUGUGCCAAGAUCUCGGAGCUGAAGGUGGUGACAGGAGAGUGGUUCCUGGAGGAGCGGUCCAAACGCUUCGAGCAGGUGGUGGCGAGCAGCGACAUGGUCAAACAGACGAUCCUGAGUAGCCCCAUCGCAGAUGAGAAGCCGACAGAAAACCUGGCAGCUCCUCCUGAGUCAGAGAGACCCGACACCCCGAAGUCCAACAAGAACACAAUACUCCAUGUGAAGGGCGGCGCCAAGAGGAAAGGAAGGAUGAAGCUGGAUAAGAAAGGCAUCCGACCCACCUUGAAGCCGGAGAAUGGGGUCGACAGCGCCAGUGUCAAAUCAGUCUCGGACGGAGAUGCUCAAAGCGCACGAAGUGUUCGCUCGGCUCCGAGUCCUCGAACAAAGAGGGGCAGUGCCGUGGCCUUGGAGUCCUCAGGGAUGCCCACGGUACCCAACAACCUGCGCUCCCAAACUCCUGACAGAUCCUCCACUCCCGGCGACACCCGGAGGGUCAGGCCCGACGGAGCGGAGAGCGUCGCCAGUUUGCGGUCCGUCGACAGUCCAUCUGAGAAAAAAGCCGCCGGCCAUCACAGGAAAGAUUCGGACACGCCGACCAUCUCUGUGUCCAGGGCCUCGGUGUCCUCAGAUCACAGUCGCUCAGAGAUGGACCUGUCAGCGCCCGGUUCUGAACCCAGUGAGGACGCUCUCAGCCUCAGAAGCCGCUCGGUCCCCGGGCUCAACGAAACAGAGUUUUCUGAUGACGAUGCGGAGGAGGACAUCGACGCUCUGAUGUCGGCUCACAGCAAGACUCCCAGCCGACGCCUCAGCAACACCGUGUCAACGUCCUCCACUCCCUGCUCGGAGAGAAGGUGGGGGUACCUCAAUGUCCCCGACUCGGAUGCUGAGACUAGUAGUAUAAACAGCAUGAUGAGCAUGUACAGUGAGACCGGUGACUAUGGCAACGCCAGGGUGAGCGGCGAGAUCCUGCUGAACAUCAGCUACAGCUACAAAACUGGUGCUCUCAAUGUCGUGGUGAAGGAGUGUCACAACCUGGCAACAGGGGACGAGAGGAAGCAACGCACGGAUGCUUAUGUGAAGACUUACCUGCUGCCAGACACGUCACGGCAGAGCAAGAGGAAGACGAGCAUCAAGGCCAACACCAUUAAUCCUGUUUUCAACGAGAAUCUGAGGUAUGUGAUCAGCCACUCGCAGCUGGAGACGCGAACCCUGCAGGUGUCCGUGUGGCACCACGACCGCUUUGGGCACAACAGCUUCCUGGGCGAGGUGGAGCUGACCUUUGACUCCUGGGAGUUUGAUUCCCAGAUAGAGGAGUGGUACGCUCUGCAGCCCAAGGUGGAGAGCUGUAUGGACUCCACAAUGCAGUAUAAGGGAGAACUGACUGUCGUGUUAAAGUACAUACCUGCGGAGAAGAACCUCAUGCUGCCUCUGGACCAAGUACAAGUGAAGAAAGGGUUCCUGAAAAGCAAGAAGACGAGCAACUUCACUUUGCCUAAAGGAGGCAUGGUUGAGCUGCUAGUCAAAGGAGCCAAAAAUCUAACUGCUGUCAAGUCUGGAGGCACCUCAGAUCCCUUUGUGAAAGGAUACCUCCUUCCUGACAGCAACAAGUCAACAAAGCACAAGACAGUGGUGGAGCGACGCACUGUGAACCCGCAGUGGAACCACACAUUCACCUACUGCGGCCUGCAGCCCGGAGACCUCAACAACGUCUGUCUGGAGCUCACAGUGUGGGACAAAGAAGCCCUGGCCAGCAAUGUCUUCCUGGGCGGAGUCAGGCUGGGAGCUGGCACAGGCAAAAGCUACGGGAACGAGGUAGACUGGAUGGACUCAUACGGGGAGGAACAGCGGCUGUGGCAACGCAUGAUUGAGAACCCCGAAGUCCCCCACGAGUGUACGCUGAUGCUGCGAUCCAGCAUGCGCAAGUGCAACUCAUGAGCAGGGCGCGAGCACAGGCAGAGAGGGUGAAGGAGGUUCACAGAGGGAGAGGAGAAGGACAAAGAAGUAACAUGAAGGAGAGAGGAGAGGACUGGAGGAGUGGAACCGUCAAGAACAAACAGAACAGUGAAGGGUCCAAAACUCAUGAAGGAACAGAGGCCGUCCCUCUCCCGACUUCUUUCCCCCCGUUCAGAUCUCAUCUCCCCCCCCCCCCCCCAAAAGCAUCUAGUCUUGACCAAGCACUGCUGUUUACUGCUGUAUAUGAAAACAUGUGAUGUAUGUUUAACUAACCGAAUAAGCACACUGGCGUGACUCCGUCCUCGCCCCUGUGAUUCACGUACCAGAGUCAUAUCUGCAUGUAGUUACAGAUGACGGAGACCAUUUGUAAGGCGUUAGACGAGACGCUGAUCAGUAACGUAGAGACUUAGAGACAGAGCUGCGUCCUGGUCUGAAGCACAUGAUGAUGCUGAGAUUCAUCCCCAUACAAGCUGUCGCGUACAGAGGUGGAAAGUGACGAGUUCUUGUACUCUGACUUGACUUUAUUGAUACUGAGGCAGAACGAUGGUCACUUGUGAGAAAAAACUACUCUUGUGGAAUUACAGUAGUAGCACUUUUGAGGACUUCUCAGGUUAGAUACAAACUGUAUGAUUAAUGUGGAAGGAACAUCACAUUUUAUUGUCAAUUAUCAUUUUAUUAUCAACUUUCCAGUGCUCUCCAAAGUAGAAACCAUGUUUUAUUGAUAAGCUUUUGUUCAGACGGAUAGAUAUUGUUAAAAUGGAGUAGCCUCCUACUGUAUAGGUUUCUCUGUGGUUGAAGAAACAGCAUGCUACUCAGGGUGAAAGUAUACAUUCUGAUGUCAGAAUAUAGGCAAAAGACUCGGACUGCAACAAACUUCGUCAAUAUUUUUUUGAUUACUUGAUUGGUGAUUUUUAACCUGCAAGACAAUUUGUGAAAAAUGGCCAUCACAUUUCUUAUAGCUGUAGGCAGCGUCUUCAAAUGUCUGCAUUUGCGUUGCCCGACCAACAGUGUUGUAAAACGUUUCUAAAAGUCAUACUUGAAUAAAAGUAAAGAUGUCGUGUUAAAUUUUGCUUUGGUGAAACUGAAAGUCACCCAUAGAAAUAGUACUUGAGUAAAAUACUCAAAGUAUCUGAUAUAUGAUAUACCUUGGUGUUAAAAGUCAUUUUCUGCCAACAAAUAUUCUGUCUAUAUAUGAUAUACUAUGGUUGACCCAUUAUUGGAUCUACUGUUAAGGAUUUUCUUAAUUAUUGGAAUACGUUCUCUCUUAAUUCCAUACCAAUUACAGUCUACAAAGUAAUUAACAACUGAAGUUAUCAAAUAAAUGCUGAGGAGUAAAAACUACAAAAUUUGCCUCCAAAAUGUCGUUGAGCGGAAGUAUAAAGUAGCAGUAAAUAGAAAUACUCCAGUAAAGUAGAGGUACCUCAGAUUUGUACUUGAAUACAGUGUUUAAGUAAAUGUACUGACUCCCAUUCUGUCAUUGCAGACAGAUGGGCUCAAACCUAAAAACACUCAAUUCCCAAUUAACUGAACCAGCAAAAACAACAAGUUUGCAUUUUUUUAAAAGCGGAAACCAUCAAAUGUUGAGCCUGUCCAGCCACACCGGCAUCUUCAUGUGUCAGUGUCGUCCGUCUCCACAACUAUUUGAUGGCCAAAACCUGGCUUUUCCUCUUGUGCCGCCAUGAGGUCGACUUCUUGUAUGCCCAGGACAUUUAGUCCCACGGUGGUGAAAAAUGUCCUUGAUGAGCAGUUUCUUUGGCAUCGUCGUUAGGUCAAAGCUUUUUUUUUCCCCAAUACAUGCAAAACUAAUGACGUUCUCAUCCGCCUCAGCUGUGGUUUGUGUUUGGUGCCGCUGUUUAGCAUGCUAACAAGUUAAAUUAAGAUGGUAAACAUUACACCUCAGAAACAUCAGCAUGUCAACGCUGUGCUCGUGACCAUGUGCCCAUAUUGAUGGUAGCGAUUAGCUCAAAGCUGUACCUAAGUUCACUGAGAUAACAAUUGUUGGUUGAUUCGUAGCACUUGAUAUAACGGUACAAGUUCUCGAAAAAAAAAAAAAAUGCACUUCCAGAAAUGAGAGUUCUUGUGUAUGUUACUUUCCACCUCUGGUUGACGUAAUGAAAACCGACGGAUUACCUUGAAAAGAAGACAGAUUACAUGAUUUAGCCUAGCUUCAAUGUAAAUUUUCAUAGCACUGUAUCAGUGUGAUAAUAAAAAACUGCAUGGUAUUAGAUUAAACAGAGGUAGAUGAACAAAAGAAAGGUUAUGUUAAAGCACUGAUAACGUUGUCAUCACCUUAACCUCAGAAGAGAUGUGUGAUGUGUGAAGAGCGUUCCCAGGAACCCUGAGAUGGGGGCUGAGUGUUACAGAGUGAGUCAGCACUGAGGCGAGCUGCCUUCAUCUCAGGGGAAGCCUAAUAAUGAGUCAGUGACAGUCACCUUGUCCCUGUCGCCCGCGGCUCUGAGCGCCACCAUCCUGUGAUGAAUCACACAAUUCACAGAAACUAUUCUCAAGUUGAACCCCGUACAAUCAUUUUUCAUGUGGAAUGCCAAUUUCGUCCGCUUGUCCUUGGUAAACCUGCUCCGAACUCCCGGAGCAAAACAGUUUCACUCUGCACAAUUACAUGUGGUAAUAAUCAAACAAGGUGUUCACUGUGCAACAUACUUUAGAUGAGAGGCUCGUGCAAUACCCGAUUACAGAAGAAACUCUUGACGUGCAGCAUGUACUAUCUCUGUUGUGUCUGGUUUCCAAGCAUCAAACUCUCUGUAUUCCAGCCGAUUUUGUCCCAGAUGUGUUACAGGAAUAUUUUGAAAUAAACACACACGUUUCCAUAGA